Molecule: messenger RNA, 1263 nt
Organism: Haliotis rubra (blacklip abalone)
Lineage: Eukaryota; Metazoa; Mollusca; Gastropoda; Lepetellida; Haliotidae
Exons: 1
Coding region: 1-1263 (420 amino acids)
Molecular function (GO): zinc ion binding; nucleic acid binding
Source: RefSeq, a predicted model, not a curated record
AUGGCUCACAACUCCCUCUCUGGUUCAGUUAAAAGAAAUAAAAGAAGACAUCUUUCUUCUUCUGAGGAUGAAGAAGUACCUCAGUCUGGUGAUUUCUGGCCAGAAUACUUGGUUAUUGCAGCUGCGGAUGGAAGUCCUUUCAAACUUAACCCUUUUGCCGUCUCCAAAGGCAUCCAAGGUGUCUGUGGAGAGGUUAAAAAUGCCACUCGCCUCAGAUUUGGUUCACUUUUAGUGGAAUGUGUUCGGAGGCAACAAUCUGUAAAUCUGCUUGGUUUACGGCAGUUUGUUAACACACAGGUUGUUGUUUCAGCACACAGGACAUUGAACUCCUGUAGAGGCAUCGUCAGAGAUUGGUCACGCUCUUUGUCUGAUAUGUCAGAAGAAGAGAUUGCAGAUGAAUUGAAAGAUCAAGGGGUCACUGCUGUCAAACGCUUUACAAGGAAACAAGAUUCAGGCACUGUGAACACAAAUACGUAUCUGUUUACUUUUGGAAUGACGACUCUUCCAAAAUCAAUUAAAGCUGGCUACUGCAACAUCGGAGUGGAGGUAUAUGUACCGAAUCCCCUCCGUUGUUUUCAGUGUAAAAAAUUUGGACAUGGUGCUAAGUCCUGCCAUGGCAAAACAAAAUGUUCCCGUUGCAGUGGGGCUCAUGCGAGCACUGACUGCACAAAUGACAUGAAGUGUGCCAACUGCAAUGGUGACCAUAUGGCAUCAUCAAAAUCUUGCCCAUCUUUCGAAAUUGAGUCCAAAAUAAUGAAACUCAAACGCACAAAACACAUGUCGUAUUUUGAUGCAAAGAAAUUAGUUCAGUCAAACCUGAAUACCUCUCUUACCUAUUCAGCUGCAGUUUCUUCUCCUGCUCAAGUAUUGGUUACCAAACCUGUAACAGUUUCUACAUCCUGCCAAACGGAUAUAUCUUGGGUAAAUGACAAGCAGCAAAUACUUGAGGAAAUCAGAAAACAAUCGUUACCGGGUAACAUCUCUUCAGCUUCUCAAACUGAAGAAUCCAGUAUAGAGCCAAGAACCGAUACCGUAUCCUCACCAGCAAUUACACAGAAUGACGUUAACCUUACUGCUACAGAAAAGAAAAAAAUGAGAAGAAAGACGAAGGCUCUUCAACAUUUGGAAGAAUCUUCCCCUUCAGCACCACCUGUGCUGGUUCACAAUUUGUCUGAAUCACUUGACAUGGAGAUCACUCCUUCCCAAACAGCUUGUAGGAGUGGCACUUCUCCGCGCUCUCGAUCUCCAAUCGAACCCCCAUGA